Saccostrea cuccullata (small rock oyster) is the source of this 605-nucleotide messenger RNA. RefSeq lists its product as uncharacterized. Lineage: Eukaryota; Metazoa; Mollusca; Bivalvia; Ostreida; Ostreidae. Bases 1 to 504 code for a protein of 167 amino acids. The record is from RefSeq and is a predicted model, not a curated record. Gene Ontology annotation, cellular component: membrane. The transcript is spliced from 5 exons.
AUGAAGAUAAAAGAAACCUCUUCCAAAAAUCAGCUGGAAGACAAUUUACAUGAAGAGUACAAAGAUGAUGCCCUCAGUACCACGGAAACAGUUUCGAAUUCCUGGAAUAUGGUAUUUAUGGAGUUGGAUUGUUGUGCAGUCAGUCCUGUGGUCAGCACAACUAAUGAUUUUGACAAGACUCCUUGGUGCACAACUAGUGGAGAAUGUCAGCAGACAAAUUCACAAAUUCCAAAGACCUGCUGUAAUGGAGUCACUGUCAGCACGUACUCUUCAGCUCCUUCAGCAUGUCAUGCAAAUGUCGAUAGUGAAACAUAUAACAGCCAGGGAUGCUACGAUGUUCUGGUAAAUAAAAUAACUUCUUAUUCUUCGGGCGUUAUUGCUGUUGGUGUUCUACUUAUUAUUACUGAGUUAGUGGAAGCAUUCCUUGCGUUAUACAUUUCAAAAUCUUAUACCGGGAAUAAAACAUCUCCCACUGAGCACUUCGAAAAAACAAAUGGACGGUGAUAGGAGAAAUAAACACAUUUCUGCAGUGCAUUGUGAAUUAUUUUUGUUUUACAGAAAUAGAAAAUAACAACUUUGCGUACUUGAGAGUUUUCUAAGAAAGG